UCGGCUAAACUUGAAAAACUUCUCAGUCUUUUCCAAAUCUUCCGCGAGCGCAUAGAACUGAAACAAAAUUUUGGAUCGUAGUGGUUUCGGCCCUGUCCUUUGUGGAUAUCUUUCUAGUGAAAGAAUUUAUCAAGUGAUAUCUAAGUAUUAUUUUUGUAAACAAAAUGCCGGAAGAAACCGUUCAGGAAAAGAAGCGUGAAUUCAAAUGGGUGACUGUGCUCUGGUACAUUCAUCUUCAUGUGCUUGGCAUGUAUGGUCUCUUCCUUCUUCUCACAGAAGCUAAGUGGCUAACAGUGAUAUUUGCUCUCUUUAUAAUGGGCCUCAGUUGUCUGGGUAUAACUGCCGGUGCUCACAGACUUUGGGCCCAUGAAGCAUAUGUUGCUUCAGGACCUUUAAAACUUUUCUUAAUGUUGGCUCACACACUCGCUGGUGUGGGUACCAUUUAUGACUGGGUGAUGUUACAUAGGAUUCAUCAUAAUUUCUAUGGGACAGAAAAAGAUCCUUACAAUCACAAUAAAGGAUUUCUCUAUAGUCAUAUAUUCACUAAUUUAAUGAACGAUAUUCCUGAUCGAGAAAAAAUCCAGAAGGAUAUUGAUAUGCGAGUAAUUGAGGUCGACGGAUACGUUUGGAUUCAGAAAAGCUUUUACUGGAUCUUGUUUCCAAUUCUUGGUUUGUUAUUGCCAGUCAAUGCGCCAGCUGAAUACUGGGGAGAAUCAAUAAUGAAUUCAGUCUUCAUCCUCGGAUUUCUACGUUUAGUAGUAGCCUGUCAAUUGUCCUGGAUGGUGAACAGUGCAAUGCUGAUUUGGGGACUCAAGCCAGGAGACAAAUUUCCGGUUGAUGACAACUCUAUAUUCUUAUUGAACAAAUCCUACUGGCCCAAUUAUCAUUAUCUUCUGCCUUGGGACUGGAAAACAGGCGAAUAUGGAGGCUACGAUAGAGGAUUCGCAACAUUUUUUAUUAACACGUGGCGAUCGAUGGGCCUUGUGUCAUCAGCAAAAACAAUUACAUCUGAAGCAAUUCGCGAUGUCUUAGGUCUUGCAGCUGAGAAGAAAGCUUCUCCAUCUGAAUAUUGGGAUGAACUGAAGAAGAUUUCAGAGGAAGAAGCAAAAAAAGCAGAAUUAAGAUACCAUCAUUAGAAUCUAAUCACUCUGAAAAUAUAAUAACAACCAGGAGAUUAGAGUGCGGCUUUAUUUUGUGUUAGGAGUAUAAUGUGUAGAGUGUAAGCAAUAAUUAAAACUCAAGACUUUGGCUUUUGUUAAUUAUUUAACACACAACGAUUUUCAUCAAUAAAUAUUAUUUACUUCUUUGUUUAUAAAUAUUUAA
Molecule: messenger RNA, 1323 nt
Organism: Belonocnema kinseyi
Lineage: Eukaryota; Metazoa; Arthropoda; Insecta; Hymenoptera; Cynipidae
Product: acyl-CoA Delta(11) desaturase
Exons: 6
Coding region: 165-1136 (323 amino acids)
Biological process (GO): unsaturated fatty acid biosynthetic process
Cellular component (GO): endoplasmic reticulum membrane
Molecular function (GO): stearoyl-CoA 9-desaturase activity; iron ion binding
Source: RefSeq, a predicted model, not a curated record